Eptesicus fuscus (big brown bat) is the source of this 761-nucleotide messenger RNA. RefSeq names its product transcription factor 21 (gene TCF21). Gene Ontology annotation, biological process: developmental process; regulation of transcription by RNA polymerase II. Gene Ontology annotation, molecular function: DNA-binding transcription factor activity, RNA polymerase II-specific; RNA polymerase II transcription regulatory region sequence-specific DNA binding; protein dimerization activity. The transcript is spliced from 2 exons. Lineage: Eukaryota; Metazoa; Chordata; Mammalia; Chiroptera; Vespertilionidae. Bases 1 to 540 code for a protein of 179 amino acids. The record is from RefSeq and is a predicted model, not a curated record.
AUGUCCACCGGCUCCCUCAGCGACGUGGAGGACCUCCAAGAAGUGGAGAUGCUGGACUGCGACGGGCUGAAAAUGGACUCGCACAAGGAGUUUGCGACCUCCAACGAGAGCACCGAGGAGAGCUCCAACUGCGAGGCGGGGUCUCCGCCGAAGGGCCGCGGCGGCCUGGGCAAGAGGAGGAAGGCGCCCACCAAGAAGAGCCCCCUGAGCGGGGUCAGCCAGGAGGGGAAGCAGGUCCAGCGCAACGCGGCCAACGCGCGCGAGCGGGCCCGCAUGCGGGUGCUGAGCAAGGCCUUCUCCAGGCUCAAGACCACGCUGCCCUGGGUGCCCCCGGACACCAAGCUCUCCAAGCUGGACACGCUCCGGCUGGCGUCCAGCUACAUCGCCCACUUGAGGCAGAUCCUGGCGAACGACAAAUACGAGAACGGGUACAUCCACCCGGUCAACCUGACGUGGCCCUUUAUGGUGGCCGGGAAGCCAGAGAGUGACCUGAAGGAAGUGGUGACCGCGAGCCGCCUGUGUGGAACCACGGCGUCCUGACCUCGGAGGUGCGCGUGUGGGAAAGGCGCGCUCCCCUCCCGGGGGAAGGGCCCCGCGAAGGCGACCCCUGCCCGCCCUGCUCUCUGCCUCUGCUUCCCCCCCGCCCGCCAAGCUCCUGUCCCCGGCCCACCCUGCGAGCGAGAACACUUUACAGCGACGAGGAGAUUCGUUUCCAAACCCGAGGAGAUCGGUCGUGCUUCCAACGAUUCCCAUCUAUUUAA